CUCUCAGAAACUACACUACAUCUGCAAGAUGUGGUGAAAGAAGCACAAGGAGGCUCUACAUUUGAUAUUUUACUUGCAUUUAGAAGGAGCAGAGGUGGUGCAGCUCUCAUGUCCAGUCACAGUGAAGUUUGAAGGCGUCAAAAUAGGAGUCACUCAGGGAAAGACCUGGCUUUGUUCAGCAUACAGUAAGUAUCUGGCUCAUGUUUGUGCCAAACACAGUGUUGAUUAUAACUGCCAAGUUAGCAAGUGAUAAUAAGUUCAUUAUUCAGAGAACGUAAAUCCUUUAAAUGCAUCUGUUUAUUAUCCUGCAAGAUGACAUUCAACAAGUAUCUAAUGUCCAUAUUUAUAUCCAUCCUGUUUGUUUUUCAGUUUUGAGUUUUUGUGUGUAGUUAUAAUUGAAUUAUUCACAUUUACGGUCAUACUAGAGGGGUUGAUGUGAACCUGAAAGCUCUUUUGUUUCUGUGACUGGGUUACUGGGGCUUUAUUAACUCAGCUUGUUUGCUCCACCGUGAAGACAUCCGGUUUGUGUUGAACUUGUGGACCCCUACCUGUGAAUGGGUAUGUGCCAUUAUUAGCUCCACUUUCAUGUCCAUGGCCUUUGUCAGUCUUCAGCUGAUGCCAUUACAGCUCCUGGUGUGUUUGAUCAAGGCGACUAUGACCACGUGAAAGCUCAAACCAAUUAUGGCCCCUGGCAGUGGCUUACGAUGAGGCUCAUCUUGUGCAGAGGGAUUUCUGUAAAUUGGAUCAGGCUGCUUACAGAGGCUUAGCAUGACGUACUGCAACUUUGAGUUUAAUCAUUAGGAUCCUCGGCAAUCCUCCACCUCUCAGAGAGAACGGAACAUCACAAUUAGCCUCACCUGUGUGUCAAGGAAGGAAAAAGUUGUCGAAAACAAAAGUUUAUGAAAUUUGAGGUUUCUGUCACAAUGGGAGAGGAGAUAGCUUUGAAGAAAUAACACUCCUGUGCUCCUCCGGGGGUUCUUCAUCUCUGCUUUUCUUGCCGUGGGAUGGAUUACCGCCUGAGCUGACUCUUCUGUCCUGUUGGACCAGCCAGAGGAGAUCCUGAUAACAAAGAGACAGGGAAACUGGACUGCAGGUUGGCUCAUUCAAGAGCAUUUAGCGAAACUAAGGGGCAAACUCUGGAAAUCUUCUGGAGUUCCCACUGAUCUAGAUUAACAUUCGGCUCUCCUCAUUUCUCACAGACAAGGACGUAUCUAAGAUUGGACAAUGGCUUUGAUGUUGGUCAAGUUUGAUCUGAAAAAGCGAGUGAAGCUCGCUCAGACAGUCUGGUUCAUGUACUGGUUCGCUGUAAUGGCCGGCGUGCUGGUGUUCAGCAUGGGCCUGUUCUUUAAGAUUGAGCUGCGAAAGCGCUCAGAACUUAUGGACAACAACGAGAGCCACUUUUUGCCCAACCUGCUUAUAUUCAUGGGUCUAAUAGCCUGCGGCAUCAACGCCUUUGGAGGCAAAGUGUGCUACGACUCACUGGACCCUGUCAAGUUUGCAAAGUGGAAGCCCAUGUUGAAGUCCUUCCUGGUGUUCUGCGUGGGGUUCAACGCCCUGCUGCUGGUGACGGCCCUGCUGUGUUUCUUGAUGAGGAUCCCUUUGCAGUUCACCCUGGCUGAGGGGCUGAGGAAUGGCAUGAGGUACUACAAGGACACGGACACACCAGGACGCUGCUACAUGAAGAGGACCCUGGACAUGAUGCAAAUGGAGUUUCGUUGCUGUGGGAAUGACAACUACAGAGAUUGGUUUGAGAUUCAGUGGGUUAGCAACCGCUACCUGGACUUCAGCUCGAAGGAAGUCAAAGACCGCAUUGGGAGCAACGUGGAUGGCCAGUACCUGAUGGAUGGAGUCCCGUUCAGCUGCUGUAACCCCAGCUCCCCCAGACCUUGCAUCCAGCUCCAGAUGACCAACAACACUGCCCAUUACAGCUAUGACCACUACACAGAGGAGCUCAACGUGUGGAGGCGCGGCUGCCGUGAUGCCCUGCUGUCCUACUAUGGAGGCCUGAUGAACACCAUCGGAGCCAUGGUGGUGCUGGUCACUAUGCUGGAGGUCGCCGUGACCAUCGGCCUGCAGUACGUCGACAGCUCCCUGUCCACCCUGGCUAACCCGGAGGAUCCAGAGAGCGAGAGCGAGGGCUGGAUCCUGGAGAAGACAGUGAAGGAGACGUUCACCGACAUCAUGGCCAAAAUGAAGGCAAUGGGCAAAGGCAGCAAGGUGGAGGAGGGGGGUGAAGCAGCUGUGGCAACGGUGAGCUGAGCUAACCCCUCCUUCAAAAACUGACACCAAUCCCACCUGAAGACGAGAGGAAGGGGGACGUGUGAGAUUACUACUUUUUUCUACCAUCAUCGAUUAUGUAGAUGCUACCCACACACAUACACACACACAGAUUUGGCUAUGAACUCCUUACAAAUGGACAUAAAUAAUACUGUGUAUUCACACAUAGACAGAGAUUAUCAGUAGAAUGAGUUAUGUUUUGGUUUUUCUGUUUGGUUUUCCUCAACCAAACAGACUCUGACUUUUCCUUCACAGCAUACCUUUAAAGAGAUUUUCUGUUUUGGUUUUUCUGAAAUUCUGUGGAUUUCGAUUCUUUUUCUCCAAAAAAAAAAAAAGUGCAAAACAAUAAGUCAAGUAAAUGUGAUAUAUAUUGAUAAAUGUCAUAUUCUUUGCAAU
Messenger RNA from Toxotes jaculatrix (banded archerfish), 2673 nucleotides. RefSeq names its product peripherin 2a (retinal degeneration, slow) (gene prph2a). Lineage: Eukaryota; Metazoa; Chordata; Actinopteri; Toxotidae. Gene Ontology annotation, cellular component: membrane. The coding region runs from base 1225 to 2259 and encodes 344 amino acids. The transcript is spliced from 3 exons. The record is from RefSeq and is a predicted model, not a curated record. Gene Ontology annotation, biological process: visual perception.